Molecule: messenger RNA, 870 nt
Organism: Paramuricea clavata
Lineage: Eukaryota; Metazoa; Cnidaria; Anthozoa; Malacalcyonacea; Plexauridae
Source: the annotation of a GenBank genome assembly
CCUCGUCUCAGCUUGUGUAAUUUUGUUUUGUUCCUUUUUCCAGCAUCGGCAGAAAAAGCAUUUAGCGAUGCACCGUUUGACUUUUGCAUCAACCUAGCAGCUGAGACAAAAUAUGGACAAAGUGAAGAGGUAGUUAAACUUAAUUUUUAAGUUAGAUUUUUACACAAUAGCAAUUUGACGUUGACGUUCGCUCCGAUAGCGCUACCUUGCCUUAUCUUACCAUGUCUUACCAUACCUUGCCCUGUCCUGCCUUCCUCGUCUUACUUUAACCUUUACUAUGUAUAUAUAUUAUAUAAUGAACGAGAAAGCGUUUAUUGCCGGCGUAUAAAAUACCAAAAAAUGCGUUGAGAAACGAGCUUUUUAAAAACUUCGAGGUGUUAUAUACUGUACGCCAGUAACAAACAGCUUUCGAGUUUGUUAUAUUACUAUUUCAAACGGACUUGUAUUUAAAGAGAAAUCCGCUUUCUAAGAAAAGGUAUCAAUUUCCCGUGCGUAAUACAAAAUGAUUGAAAAAACGGCAAAUUUCGCAGGACUAUAUUAUCCGCAUUUUACAACAUUUCGCAACGAAACUUCGGAAUAUUACUAAUUUUGUGAUGCUCUUUCAAGCUGUGAUGAAAUCUUUGUCUAAACGUAUAGAUCAAAAUUUUGUUCAUUAGGGAAUAGGUCCAUUGGCUUUGAAUUUCGCUCAUGAAUUACUAAUGCGUUUGAUAAAUACCAUAUGCGUCCUAAAAAGAACGAAUGUCUGUGAUUAUUUAGGUAUAUAAAGAAGGUGUUGUAAAAGUGUCGUUAAACUGCGCAAGACAAGCGGCAAAAUCUGGUAUAAAGAGAUUCAUUGAGGUUUCCACAGGUCAAGUUUAUUCUGGCGAUAAG